This is a messenger RNA of Strongylocentrotus purpuratus (purple sea urchin), 1708 nucleotides long. RefSeq names its product WD repeat-containing protein 55 (gene wdr55). The transcript has 10 exons. Lineage: Eukaryota; Metazoa; Echinodermata; Echinoidea; Camarodonta; Strongylocentrotidae. The record is from RefSeq and is a predicted model, not a curated record. Bases 209 to 1486 code for a protein of 425 amino acids. Gene Ontology annotation, molecular function: protein binding.
CAUUCAUGUAUCCUAUAAUUACGCAAUAUAAUAUGCACAUGUGUUUGUACACAGAUAUCACAUCACAUCUUCACUGCAUAGCUACUGACUAAGUAUUGUCACUGUGUGAUUGUCGGAGACGUUUCAUGCCCAUAUUUACUGUGAAGUCAGAUACUGGAAUCAAUCUGUGUUAUCUCUGACACGAAUCGUGGACAGACAGACGCAAGACAUGUCUUCAGAGGAGCAAGAUGCUUCGGGAGACUCUGACUCUGAGAAGUCAUCUUUGGAUGAGGGCGAAAUGGAGAAUGAGGCUGGACCAUCAACGUCCACUGGCAGCGCUGGCACAAAUUUAGACGUAACUGCAAAGAAUGGCGACGAGUCACCUGGAGCUAGCAGUGAUGAUGAGGAUGAUGAUGACAGUAAUGAUGACAGUGAUGAUGACAGUGACGACAGUGACGAUAGCUAUGAAGAAGAUGAAGAAAAGGAAGAUGAAAAUAGAUUUCUACCCGAGGUCAAAUUGCCGAAGACGAUAACCUGUGAUGAGAGUGUGAUGUCACUUCAGUUCCACCCUAAGGGAAAUAUGUUAGCUACAGGUCUCAUGGAUGGCUCCAUCACAAUGUAUUCCUACUCAGCAGAAGAACCCAAUGAGGAGCUGAUGUUUGAAGAAGUUCACAAGAAAGCGUGUCGGGCUCUUGCCUUUUCAGAAGAUGGGAAGUCCAUCUUCUCCGUCUCCAAAGACAAGUCUGUAAGGAAGCUAGACAUAGCCUCUGCCACCGUGGAGCUGAGCUUGGAGAAGGCCCAUGAAGUGCCCAUAUACUGCUUGGCAGUGAUAGAUGAAAAUAUGGUCGCGACGGGUGAUGAUGAUGGACAUUUGAAGGUGUGGGAUCUGAGAACACAGAAAGCUAUUAUGGAGAUGAAGGAGAAUGAAGAAUUUAUCAGCAGUCUGGUCGUUGGAAAGGACAAGAAGAUUCUGCUUGCAACAAGUGGUGAUGGCACCAUGAGCGCAUUCAACGUUCGGAGGAGACGUUUCGAUCUACAGUCUGAACAUGUUAACAGUGAGCUUCUAUGUGCAUCUCUCGUAAAGAAAGGACAGAAGGUCGUUUGCGGUGCCAGUGACGGUGCUUUGAAUAUCUUCAAUUGGAACGAGUUUGGUAACAUCAGCGAUCGUUUCCCAGGCCAUGCCUCCUCUAUAGACUGCUGUGUGCCAGUCACUGAGAACGUCAUCUGCACUGGUUGUUUAGAUGGAACCAUCAGGGCUGUUCACAUGCUGCCAAACCGUUUCCUGGGAAUCGUUGGGGAACACGAAGGGCUACCAGUGGAGAGCAUGACGGUCUCGUUUGACUCCAAGUACCUCGCAUCUUGCGCUCUCGAAGAAAAGAUCAGAUUCUGGGGCGUUGAGCACCUGCAGAAGACGAACGUUGAUCCCAGGGGCAAGGCAGGGAAGAACGACUCCUCUAAAAGACUCACAGAAACGGGGCGGCAGGAAAAUUUCUUCUCAGAUUUAUGAUGAACGCGAGGUGUUUUUUUCAAGGACAUGAAGUCGCAGGUUCUGAUGGGAAUUUGCACAGUAUACUUAUCUUCACCGGGAGUGGACUUCUUUUUUAUGAUUAGCAGGCCUGGAGUAUUAGGUGCACUGUCCGUACACUUCUUAAGAAUCGACUUUAAAGGCCAUCAGUACUAGUUUGGCUAGGAGGGAUUAGACCACCCAGGGUGGUCACUGACAGGUGGC